Suillus paluster is the source of this 2059-nucleotide messenger RNA. Its product is annotated as P-loop containing nucleoside triphosphate hydrolase protein. Gene Ontology annotation, molecular function: ATP hydrolysis activity; ATP binding. The record is from RefSeq and is a predicted model, not a curated record. Bases 57 to 1961 code for a protein of 634 amino acids. The transcript has 8 exons. Lineage: Eukaryota; Fungi; Basidiomycota; Agaricomycetes; Boletales; Suillaceae.
CUCCGAACAUAAUCUUUGCGAGAAAUCGAUUUUGCAUCGUGCACAUAUCAUUCACGAUGCCUCCUUCAGCGUCAAAGCAGAAGCGGCUUGCAGAAAAGGCUGCGAAACAAUCCGCAAGGCAAAACGGCACUACUUCGACGUCCACUCCAAAUGACUCUGCACCAGGUAGCAUGUCCCAUACUCCACUCACCAGCAUAUCUGCCGCCACCAGUACGGAUGACCUUACAUCUAUGGCCAAGCUUCAGAUCGCCACCGAUCGGAGUGCAGCGGGCGUGCUGGUAUCAGACGUGAAAGGCAGAGAUAUUAAAAUCGAUUCUUUUACGUUAUCAUUCCAUGGUCGCCUGCUCAUCGAGGGUGCAGAGAUUUCCCUUAACUAUGGACAGCGCUAUGGACUAUUGGGUGAGAAUGGGUCUGGAAAGUCUACCUUCCUCCAAUCUAUCGCAGAGCGCGACAUUGAGAUUCCACCACAUAUUGACAUCUACCUCGUCAGUGGUGAGGCUGAACCCUCCGAUGUCAACGCCGUUGACUUUAUCGUGGCCUCCGCUCGCGAAAAGGUCGCUAAACUCGAAAAGCGCAUCGAAGAUCUCAGCAUCGCCGAUGACGUCGAUGACGCCGCCCUGGAGGCCGCGUACGAGGAACUCGAGGAGAUGGAUCCAAACACCUUUGAGACCAAGGCUGGCAGUAUCCUCCAUGGUCUUGGCUUCAGCCAGGCUAUGAUGGCCCGUCCUACAAAAGAUAUGAGUGGUGGUUGGCGUAUGCGUGUUGCCCUUGCGCGUGCACUCUUUGUUAAGCCACAUCUACUUCUCCUUGAUGAACCCACGAACCAUUUGGAUCUUGGUGCCGUCGUUUGGCUCGAAGCGUAUUUAUCAACAUACAACCACAUUCUCGUUAUCACAUCGCAUUCGCAAGAUUUCAUGGAUUCGAUCUGUACCAACGUCAUGGAUUUGACCAUGAAGAAGAAGCUAGUCUACUACACUGGUAACUACACCACCUACGUACGCACUAAGCAGGAGAACGAGGUCAACCAGAUGAAGGCAUACAACAAGCAGCAAGAAGAAAUCGCACACAUUAAGAAAUUCAUCGCUUCCGCUGGUACAUAUGCCAACCUCGUCAGGCAGGCCAAGUCCAAACAGAAAAUUAUCGAUAAGAUGGAAGCAGCUGGACUCAUCGAAAAAAUCGAGGCACCACGGCCGCUGCGCUUCCACUUCGAGGAUAUUCGCAAACUCCCUCCUCCUAUCAUUGCCUUCGAUGAAGUUGCCUUUUCUUAUUCGGGCAAGUCUGAAGAUUACUUGUACAAAAAGUUGUCGUUUGGUAUAGAUAUGGACUCUCGUGUAGCCAUUCUCGGUGCGAACGGUGCGGGAAAGUCCACGCUCCUCAACCUCAUCACUGGCGUUCUCCAGCCCUCUCAAGGCACCGUUUCCAAGCAUGCCGCACUAAAACUCGCCAAGUACAGCCAACACAGUGCGGAUCAGUUGCCGUACGACAAAAGUCCCAUCGAGUACUUCCAAUCGCUCUUCUUUGAGAAGUACCCCGAAAAGGACGCCAUGGCGUGGAGGCAGCAGCUCGGCCGUUUUGGCUUGAGCGGUGCGCACCAAACGAGCGUCAUCAAAAAUCUGUCGGACGGGUUGAGAAAUCGUGUGGUAUUUGCGCAGCUCGCGAUGGAACAUCCCCAUAUCCUGCUCCUUGAUGAGCCGACUAACCACUUGGACAUGGCUUCUAUCGAUGCGCUCGCGCUCGCAAUCAAGGACUUCGAAGGUGGCGUGGUGAUCGUGUCACACGACUUCCGUUUGAUCAGUCAAGUUGCCGAGGAGCUUUGGGAAGUCGCUGAUAAGACAAUCCGGAAUCUAACGAAGGAGGACAUCAGCAUUGUCGACUACAAGAGGAACCUUGUGAAGCACAGUGAGGCCCAAUUGGAAAAGGCCAAACUUAUCAGCAAGUCUGCCGCUAAGGGCAAGACGUAAUGAGUGUCCACAGCCCUGUUUCAUGUGUGCAUAUAUACAUACCGUACCGCGCCCCUUACAUGGGUUGUCUUGUCAUUAUCCUGCCAUUGUAGCCAUUU